CUACUCAGCUGCAUAGUGGAGUUUGAUAGGCUGGUGGAGAGGGGGAACUGCAGCAGAGUAGCACCGCUGUCAGGAAACAGAAGCCCACUACGAAUGCAACUCGCAUGAACCAGCUGAACGAGGACGGUUUACCUGGUAAUAAGCCUUUCUUUUGCUGCUUUUCUCUUCUGAUCAUACACUGAAGCAACUUACAAGGGAUGCACGAUUCCCGCGUGAUUUACCAUGACAACUGAAUCAGGCACCGACUCGGAGGCCAAGCAGCCACAGGAGAACAAGGAAACUGGGAAAGCUAAAGCAGCAGCCGAACCCACCUCACCUCAGAACCAGCCAGAGCAGCUUCCCGCAGCCGCUGGACACAGCACCCCGGCCAGGACAGAACAGGAGCGGCAGGAGGAGGACCAGGUGUCCCACAGGUCAUCCACAAGUCGUCUGUCCAGGUCUCCGUUGCGAGGAGUGAAGAAGGUGAAGAUCAUGCAGUGUAAAGUCACCCUGCUGGAUGGCUCCGACUUUACACUCAAUGUGGAGAAACGAGCCAAAGGCCAAGUGCUCUUUGAUAAAAUAUGUGACCACCUCAAUCUACUGGAGAGGGAUUACUUUGGCAUCACAUGCAGAGAUGUAGAGAAUCAGAAGAAUUGGCUAGACCCUUCCAAGGAGCUAAAGAAGCAGAUCAGGACUGGUCCCUGGAACUUUGCUUUCAACGUCAAGUUUUACCCUCCAGACCCCUCCCAGCUGACUGAGGAUAUCACAAGGUACUAUCUGUGUCUGCAGCUGAGGGAUGACGUGGUUUCGGGCCGCCUGCCCUGCUCCUUUGCCACCCACACGGUGCUGGGCUCCUACACGGUGCAGUCUGAACUGGGAGACUAUGACCCCGAGGAUUUAGGCAGCGACUACAUCAGCGAACUGCGCUUCGCACCCAAUCAAACCAAAGAGCUAGAGGAGAAGGUCAUGGAACUUCACAAGACCUACAAGGGAAUGACACCAGCCGAAGCAGAGAUGCACUUCCUGGAAAAUGCCAAGAAGCUGUCAAUGUAUGGCGUAGACCUCCACCACGCUAAGUUGGUAGGGAGUCUCUAUGAAUGCUUGGCUCCAGCUGAGGGAGAGGACUCUGAGGGCGUGGAGAUCAUGUUGGGAGUUUGUUCAAGUGGCCUGCUCAUCUACAGAGACAGGUUGCGGAUCAACAGGUUUGCUUGGCCCAAAAUCCUUAAAAUCUCCUACAAAAGGAAUAACUUCUACAUCAAAAUCCGGCCCGGCGAGUUUGAGCAGUUUGAAAGCACAAUUGGUUUCAAGCUUCCAAAUCAUCGCGCUGCCAAACGGCUCUGGAAGGUCUGUGUUGAGCACCAUACCUUCUUCAGGCUUGUAUCCCCCGAUGCACCCCCGAAGAAGUUCCUGAGCCUCGGCUCCAAGUUUCGCUACAGCGGCAGAACGCAGGCUCAGACCCGCAGGGCCAGCUCUCAGAUCAUCAGACCUGCUCCGCUCUUUGAGCGCUCCUCCAGCAAACGCUACAAUAUGUCCCGCAGCUUAGAUGGAGCACCAAUUAUGGAGAACCAUGAGACUCUCAUGAAGGACAGUGGCACUGACGGGGCGGCCAAAGUCAUCGCAAAGGGAGACAUCAUCACCACGGUAACGACAGAGAAGAAGGCAGAGGAAGAAAAGGCGGAGCAGGAAGAUGCUCAGAUGGAUGCUGGAGAGACACCAGAACCCAUGGCCACCACACCGCUCAGACAAGACGCAAAGUGCUCCCCUCAUGUAUACACAACCGACCCCCUCCGCUCUGAGCUCUCACUCCCCUCAUCUCCUGUGUCAUCAACUAAAGUACGGCGGAGGCGCAGGGAGAAUGCGCGUAAACGGGCCUCGUCAGUCAGUCCAGCCAAGAGCAGCGCUGGGUGCCGCCGCCGGCAAGCCCUUGCCGACCGCAAAGCCGCCCUGCUGGACGAGCAGGUGCUGCUGCUCUCGGCCCGCAAGCAAAGGCUGGAGCAGGGCAAGAGCCGCGGCGGCACACUCUUCUCCUUCUCCCUGCACCUGCCCGACCUGUCCGCCUACCUGGACGAGGACGGCUACAUCACCUUCCCCGAUCUGUCAGAGAUGCGCUUCCUCCCUCUGUGCGCGCAGAACUUCCUGCCCAUUAAGUCACCUUCACUCAUCCCCUGCUUCCUCUUCAUCUUCUUCUUCCUGCUCUCCACCUCCUUCUCCGUCCCCUACGCCCUCACCCUCUCCUUCCCCCUGGCGCUGUGCCUCUGCUACCUGGAGCCCAAGGCAGCCUCCCUGACCGCCUCCUUAGCCCAGGGCUACCAUGACCAUGACAGUUCAGAGGAAGAGGAGACUGACAGCGAACAAACAGACUUUGCCUUUGACGGAGAGAUGACCGCCACCGAGUCGGACGCAGAUGAGGACUCUGAGAUGCGGACUCAGUAUAGUUUCAAAAGACGAGUAAAAGGGGAAAACGUUUUUAUCAAGCAUAGUAAUCUGAUGCUAGAGGACACCUCGCCUCCGGAAGAGAUGGUCAAGCACCAGACCAACAUCAGCGAACUGAAGCGCUCCUUCCUGGAGACAGGCGACAGCGCGCCGGGCCUGACCGAAUGGGAGAAGAGACUGUCCUCGUCCCCUGCGCACUCACCCAGAGCAGACGAAGCACCAAUGAUAGUGCCGCUGGAGCCGCAGGAUACUCAAGAUGAGCAGCCUGCAGGAGAAGGGACUAAAGAGGAGGUGGAACCUAAAGCCACGGAGGCGGCAGGAUAUCUGGUCAAAUAUGUGGUGGAUAGUAUUGCAACAGAUUUGGCCACCUCCUCGGGGCCACACGGGAUUAGUCUGUCAACCACAAUGGACGACGACGUCUUCAUGGACGGGACCCUCAGGGAGGUGGACGAGAAAACCCCCGACUCCCAAGAGGAGGUGUCGGAGAGGGCAGAGAUGAAGGUCAGCCCCGGAGCUGUCAGACAGGAAGUGUCCCAGGCCAUCAGUGACAAGAAAGGGACGCUCAUUAUCUUGAAGGAGGCGGAGGAUCAAGUAGACACCGAGGGCAAAGAGACAAGUGCUGCGGAUGAAGAAGAGGCGCCUGUUGUCCCUGGAGAGGCCGAAGCUGGGGAGAAUGAAAUGCUGUCCUCUAAAGAGAGAGAAUAUAUCAAAGAAGACACAUCUGUUGUUUUAGAAGCCAAAACCACAGUAGUCAAGACACAGAGUCCAACGAUGGAGAUAAAAACUGAUGACAUGACUCAGAUUAAAGGUUCUGGCUCGCCUAAAAAGGCCAUGGCAUCGUGGAUAUCUGAGGAGGUGAAGACCGGCGCUUCAGAAGUCAUCGGUGUGUCGAGAAAGCAAGUAAAAGAGAUGAAGACUUUUGAUGCCAUGCAGCAGAAAGCAGAAAUCUUCACCUUCGUCGAAGAGGUCCAAACGGAGAAGUCAAAGUCCAGCCUGACUCAGAUUACAGUUUCUGAAUCUUCAUCUGCAUCCUUAUCAGUGUCUACGCUGGGAUGGGUUUCCUCCUCUGAAAAGGCAUCAGCUGAACCGGAGGAGAAGGCGGUUGUUGCCACGGAGACAGAGGCAGCACCAGUGGAGUCGACAGGGCCAACGAGUCUUGACGCGAUGGAGGUGGGAGCCAAAGAGGUGCCUGUAGUCCACACAGAGACAAAAACGAUCACUUAUGAGUCUGCAGAGGUUGACACUAAUGGAGACGUAGACCCCGGGGUGUUGCUGAGUGCUCAGACCAUCACCUCGGAAACCUCCAGCACCACGACAACCACACACAUCACAAAGACGGUCAAAGGAGGAAUAUCAGAGACGAGAAUUGAGAAAAGGAUCGUCAUCACAGGAGAUACAGACAUCGACCAUGAUCAGGCUCUGGCUCAGGCCAUAAAGGAGGCUAAAGAACAGCAUCCUGACAUGUCAGUGACCAAAGUAGUGGUACAUAAAGAGACAGAGAUCACGCCAGAGGAUGGGGAGGACUGACCCAGGAGUAACACUGAGGGCUGUUUUCUGUUCAACCACCUAGAAUCCAACAUCCAGAACACCACAUAUUACUCCGGGACUCUCAGAAGUUUAGAAAGGCUCCUACUCUCCAAAUGCUGCAGCUAGUCGCAACCAUUACCUGCAAAAUAAAUAAAUGCAUCUUGCAUGAGAAGGACGCAAUGUUGCAUUAUCAAACAAAUGGCAAGAUUAUACUGAAAACUGUACGAUUUUAAAAAUGGUUCUCCAUCCACCUGCACGCCGAAUCCCUGUGUGCAGCAAGCAAACGGUUUGCUUUCACUGCCUUAUGACUUUGAUGCAUUUUUAUGAUUAUUGAGAAUAAUUAUUGUAGCAACGUUUUAUUUAUGAAACAAAGCCAUCACUCCAGAAACUUAAAUCGCUGUAGGCUGUAUAUGUUUAGGAAGCAUACACUAUUUAACCUUGCUGUAGAAGUGCCAACCUCAUUUGCAGCAUUGCCUCACUCACUCCAACAAGCCGAUGAAUUUCCGUCAGGUCUGCCACCACAGAAAUCACUACAGCGCAGUUCUGUACAAAUCAAAGCUUUCCUAGGAUAAUAGAAAUGUAUCUUUCACAGUUGAUUUUUGUCACGUCCACUCGAAUUGCAUUUCCCUUUUUUAUGAUCAUUUCAGUAUUUUAUAGUUUCCUCAUCAAUUGAUUCCACCCAGAAGGUCUGUUUUGGCAAAUGCCAAGGAAUCAAGAUUUCUGUGCAAGAAAUAGAUUUUUAUGUGCCUGUGUAGGCUUUGAAUGUUCCCCAGGGUAGAUGGUCGGCUGCAGCACAAGUCCCAGGUUUGUGCGACUGUGAUGCAAAGGGCUCAGACUGCCGAGCUCUGCCCAAUUUAGCCAAGAGAGAUCUGUCAAAACACCCCACCUUCCCACCCAAGACAUGUCAACUGUAUGCCUCCCUCAUCUGUUCAACUGUAUCUGAAUAACCGAGUAUUGUCCGUGUACAGCCAUGUUUUCCUCAAACUGGUGAAAUAAAAGUGGCAAAUGCA
Messenger RNA from Perca fluviatilis (European perch), 4949 nucleotides. It is a transcript of the gene epb41l3b, whose product is annotated as erythrocyte membrane protein band 4.1-like 3b. Bases 223 to 3939 code for a protein of 1238 amino acids. NCBI's taxonomy places the organism in Eukaryota, Metazoa, Chordata, Actinopteri, Perciformes, Percidae. Gene Ontology annotation, cellular component: plasma membrane; cytoskeleton. The record is from RefSeq and is a predicted model, not a curated record. The transcript has 27 exons. Gene Ontology annotation, biological process: cortical actin cytoskeleton organization. Gene Ontology annotation, molecular function: actin binding; structural molecule activity.